Messenger RNA from Candidula unifasciata, 1458 nucleotides. NCBI's taxonomy places the organism in Eukaryota, Metazoa, Mollusca, Gastropoda, Stylommatophora, Geomitridae. The record is from the annotation of a GenBank genome assembly.
UAUGCUGUGAUCAGUCAAGAUGAAAAUCCCAAGAGGAACCUACAAUUUGUGUGGACAGCCAACCGGCACUACAGACAUAUUGAGUUCAGGGCAACUUUUAUUGUAAACGAUGAUGUCUUCUGGGUGUCAGAAAAAUCUAGAUUACUGGGAGAUCCCAAAGCUGGACCCCUUCCCUUGCCCAGGAACAGGGUGACUGCUCCAAUUAACACAGACGAAUGUGGGAACACUAAGGGAUGCUUCCGGGAGCCACCGGGCUGCAUAGAACCACAGUGCUUGUACAUCCUCACCUGGAGAAGCGAAGCUGCCACAAUUGACUUUGAACUUGGUGGACUGGCUGAUAGUUCCAUCGAUAGAUAUGUUGCAGUUGGUCUUUCUGAAGACAAGUAUAUGGGUGACGACACAGUACUUACCUGUGCCCACAACUCAGAAACGGGCAGGACAGAAAUAUUUCUAUCCUACAAUACUGCAGACCCCAAGAACAACAUUCCUGUUCCUAAAUAUGAUGUCAACCCUUCCACAGGUGGACAUUAUGAUACUAGUCUGUACCCAGUGAUUGUCUCGGAGGAAGGAUCCUACGACAAUGGACGACUCCGGUGUCGUUUCAGGAUUAACAGAGAUCUAGACACGAAGAAAAGAAGAAGAAUAACCCGGUUCAUUCAGAGGCGCCAUGGUCUGAGUGUUGAAGAGCUGCCUUUGGCCAGUGCAAACCGUAUUGAUUUCACCUACUUCUCCAAUUCACAUGGCAGAGCCACCUACUCCCUGGCCAAAGCUCAUGGUUGCCUGAUGAUCCUUGCUUGGAUAUUUUUUGCAUCCAUCGGCCUUCUGUUGACCAAAUACUACAAGCCAAUGUGGCCGGAGAGUCGAAUGUUUGACCAAAAGUACUGGUUCCUGGGUCAUUUCAACUGUAUGGCAACCAUGUUCAUCAUCACCAUUAUUGCCAUCAUUCUCAUCUUCGUAGAGGCUGGAGGCUACAGUCAGGCUCCAGAUCUUCCACAGAAGGCUCAUCCCAUUUUGGGUAUAAUCAUCUUCAUCUGCAUCAUCAUUAAUCCUAUCCUGGCCCUGAUUCGUCCCUCAGAAGAAAACAAGUGCAGGCCUGUGUUCAACUGGUUCCACUGGGCUUUUGGUACCAUUGCCAAUGUGCUUGCAAUUCCCCAGAUAUUCAUCGGCAUGGAUUUUGGUAAAGUGAUGGUUCCCUGGUGGGCUACCUGGGUCCUGGUUAUCUGGGUGAUAUUUCACAUUGCAGUCGAGCUGACCCUGGAGAUCCAUCAGUGCUGCACCUACAAGAAAAAUAAAGAACGCAGAAAGAAGUGGGAGCGAGAGAAGAGAGAAUAUCCCAAGCAACAUUUCCCGGAACCACAGCCAGCUGGUCGCAAAUUCAAGCAGUUUAUGUUGUUCCUGCAUAUUGGCUUCACUGCCUUCAUUACGUUGUUCAUGAUCAUCGUCAUCGCAGUGUCUUAA